AUGAAAAGAAUUCAGCAAUAUGCAGUGGAUGUGACUCUGGAUCCUGAUACAGCUCAUCCUGAACUCAUCCUGUCUCAAGAUGGGAAACAACCAAAGAACUCUUCUGCUUCUCUUACAGUAACAGUGCUGAUUUCACUCAUUCCAGAAACACAUGCUGAAGAGCAACCUAAAGCUGUGUUGUCCAUAAAGCCUGAUAAACAUGUGUACACUGGCGAGAAUAUCACUCUCAGAUGUGACAUAGAGGGAGGAGACACUGAGUGGACAUACAUCUGGUUUAAGAAUAAUUCCAGUCUCAACACGGAAGAAGGAAAAGGCAAACAGAAAAAAAAGAGCAAAAAGCAGGAGUUCAGUAUCAAGUCUGUUAAAGACUCUGACAGUGGUAACUACACCUGCAAAGGACAGAGCCAUAACUCUCAGAGCUCAGAGAUCAGUGAUGCAGUUACACUGACUGUAUCAGAAAGACCAAGGCCAGUACUGAGUGUAUCUCCACACAGCUGGCUGACUGAAGGAGACUCAGUGACUCUAAGCUGUGAGGUUACAGACACCUCUAGAGACUGGACAUUCAGCUGGUACACAGUUGUUCCCUACAGAGACGGAUUAACUGCAAUAAAUAAUCAUCUUGGCUAUACCGUGUAUGUGGAGCUCCUCUCAGACAGCAGCAGAGGAUCAGGAGGCAAAUACACUCUCAGUCCUGCUGCUCUUAAUCACACAGGAGUUUAUAGGUGUAGAGGAGAGACAGGAGAACCACCCUUUUACACAAAAUACAGCUAUAGAAAGCCUCUAUGGAUCACUGGUGAAUUUCCUCCAGUCUAUCUGAUCAUCAAUCCCAGCAGAACUCAACACUUUACUAAUGACUCUCUCUCACUGAGCUGUGAGGACCAGAGUAAGUCUACUGGAUGGACAGUGAGACGAUACACACGCAGUAAGAAUGAGUCAGAUUGUUCACACUGGGGAUCAGUUACAGGCUCUACAUGUAACAUCAGCUUCCUCUCCACAUCCUACACUGGAGUUUACUGGUGUGAGUCUGAAUCUGAAGAAAACAGUAAUCCUGUCAACAUCACAGUGCAUGAUGGUGAUGUGAUCCUGGAGAGUCCUGUCCAUCCUGUGACUGAGGAACAUCCUCUGACUCUACACUGUUUAUAUCGUACACCUAAUGCCUCAAACCUCACAACUGUUUUCUAUAAAGAUGGAUCAGUUCUCCAGAAACAUACUACAGGAGAGAUGAUCAUCCAAACUGACUCAAAGUCGGAUGAAGGUUUCUACCACUGUAAACACCCAGAGCGAGGAGAGUCACCGAAAAGCUGGGUCUCAGUCAGACGUUCUAGGUCCACUAGUACAACCUUAGCUUCUAUUCUGAGUUUGGCAUUUCUGAUCAUUUUAUUAAUCGUCCUGCUGGGGUUCUGCAAAAUAAAGAGAGAAAAGCAGAAAACCAAUAAGACAUCAGAACUGAAUCAGAGCCGAUCAGGAGCUGAAGACUCUCAGUCAGGACAAACACCACUUCAGGCUGGUGAAGCUGCAGCUGAGAGCAACGAAGCCACUUAUGCGCAGGUCAUGAAGAAAAAGAAGGCAAAGGGGAACAAUGAUCCUGACAUUGAGCUCAGUGGUAGUGAUGUGACUUAUGCUCAACUUGAAGUAAAACCAAAGAAGUCGUCUAUGCAAGAAAAAGAAAAAGCCAGUGUGGAUGCUGAUACUUUAUACUCAGCAGUGAAGCCGAACAACAAGUGAGUCGGUGUAUGGAGCUGAUGGAGCUGUGGUUAUAUGACAUGUUAUUUCUGUAACUUCUGUUUUCUUUUGCUUAUGAGCACUUUCUUUCACCUAUCCCCCACAUAUGUAAGCACAUACCUGCA
Tachysurus fulvidraco (yellow catfish) is the source of this 1847-nucleotide messenger RNA. RefSeq names its product immunoglobulin superfamily member 1-like. Bases 1 to 1725 code for a protein of 574 amino acids. The record is from RefSeq and is a predicted model, not a curated record. Gene Ontology annotation, biological process: cell surface receptor signaling pathway. The transcript is spliced from 14 exons. Gene Ontology annotation, molecular function: transmembrane signaling receptor activity. Lineage: Eukaryota; Metazoa; Chordata; Actinopteri; Siluriformes; Bagridae.